Molecule: messenger RNA, 881 nt
Organism: Hibiscus syriacus
Lineage: Eukaryota; Viridiplantae; Streptophyta; Magnoliopsida; Malvales; Malvaceae
Product: phosphoprotein ECPP44-like
Exons: 2
Coding region: 77-712 (211 amino acids)
Biological process (GO): response to water
Cellular component (GO): membrane
Source: RefSeq, a predicted model, not a curated record
GUAUUAAGUGAAGUGAUACAUUAGGUAGCUUUGAUCGUUUAUAUUUCUUGUGGUUUUGUUUCUGUUUGAUCUGAAAAUGGCGGAGGAGCAUGCCAACAAGGUGUCUGGGUUCGAUGAGCAAGGAGCAGUGGAGAGCAAGGACCGAGGGAUGUUUGAUUUCUUGGGGAAGAAAGAGGAGCAGAAGGCUGAGCCUCAACAUGAAGCGGUGGCCACAGAGUUCGAGAAAGUUAAGAUAGAAGAAACAAAGACAGGCGAGGAACACAAGGAGAGUGAGAAGAAGCCCAGUCUCCUCGAGAAGCUUCACCGAUCGGAUAGCAGCUCCAGCUCUUCCAGUGACGAGGAAGAAAGUGAUAGCGGAGAGAAGAAGAAGAAGAAGAAGAAGAAGAAGAAAGGAUUGAAAGAGAAGAUUAAAGAGAAGAUCGGUGGAGAAAAGAAGGAAGAUAACACCGCCGUCCCGGUGGAGAAGUGCGAUUCGGAAACGCCGGAGAAGGGUUUCAUGGAAAAGAUCAAAGAGAAACUCCCCGUGCAACACAAGAAAGAUGAAGAGGCUACCGCACCGCCACCAGCUGAGAAAGUUACGGUGGUGCACCAUGAAGAAGAGUCGAAAGAGAAUAAGGGAAUCUUGGAGAAAAUCAAGGAGAAGAUCCCCGGUUAUCACUCCAAAACUGAGGACGAUAAAGACAAGGAGAAAGAGACCACUGCUUCCCACUGAAGACUCAACUCUCUUUAUUUCAAGUAAAAAAAUUUCUAUGGGAAUUUGCUUCUUUUUUGUUUUUCUUACAUAUUUAAUGUUUGUGUCCUUUUUUCUGUUUGAAGUAAAAAAAAAGUGUGUUACUGUAAUGAAAUAGUAUUAUAUGUAAUAAACUAUUAUGUACUUCCUU